AUGAUUCGGGGAGAUCACCUGUUGUGUCUGCUUGUUGCUUUUGUCCAAGUUUUACGUACUUCUGCAUUGACGAACAAUGAUGAUUUUGCUGGAUUACAAGCUCUGAUAAACAUAUGGACUAAUUUUCCUCCAAAUUGGUCGGGAGCCGAUCCAUGUGGUGACGGGUGGGACGGCAUUACCUGUGUUAACAAUCGGGUUGUCUCCAUCACAUUGGCGAGCAUCAACCUUAGUGGUCAACUCUCGUCAGACGUUGCAAAAUUAUCCGAGCUGCUGACCCUAGACCUAUCAUAUAAUAAGGGUAUGACCGGACCACUUCCUGCAGCGAUUGGAGACGUGACCAAGCUGUCGAGCUUAAUACUAGUCGGUUGUGGAUUUUCCGGCUUAAUACCACCCUCGAUAGGAUCCCUACAACGCCUGAGAUAUUUGUCGCUCAAUUCGAACAAUUUCAUUGGCGGGAUACCACCUUCCAUUGGCAACUUAUCAAAUCUUUACUGGCUCGAUUUAGCUGAUAAUAAGCUUACUGGAUCCAUCCCCAUCUCGAAUGGGACCUCACCUGGUCUAGAUAUGCUCGUGAAUGCGAGGCACUUCCAUUUUGGAAAGAAUCAGUUGUCUGGCCGAAUACCACCCCAGCUAUUUAACUCGAAUUUGAAACUCAUACAUUUAGUGACCAUCUGCUGUACUUUUUACUUUGUCCGGUUUAUUUAUCUGUGUUUUGUUUUUGUUUCCCUUCUUCAAAUUAUACUUAGGCUUCUUGAAAACAAUCAGCUAAGUGGAUCUAUCCCUUCCACACUCGGGCUCGUGCAGACACUGGAGGUUGUGCGGCUUGAUAGGAACACUUUAAGUGGACCUGUUCCAGAAAAUCUCAACAACCUCACCUCUGUCCAGGAGCUGUUCUUGGCGAAUAAUAGGUUGACAGGACUCGUUCCUGACCUAACCGGCAUGAGCGCACUCAACUAUGUGGACAUGAGCAAUAAUACAUUUGACACCACAGAUAUCCCGGCAUGGUUUUCAUCUUUGCAGUCUUUGACUUCACUGAUAAUGGAGAACACGCAAAUUCAAGGGCCACUUCCAGUUUCCCUGUUUAGCCUUCCCCAGUUGCAAAUGGUGGCUUUGAAGAACAAUCAGGUCAAUGAAACAUUGAACAUUGGCUCCAGCUACAGUGACCAGCUUCAGUUGAUCGAUUUACAAAACAAUAGCAUCGAUGCCUUCACUCAACGGGCGGGCUACAAUAUCCAAAUUAUACUCUUGGGAAAUCCAAUAUGCAAUGAAGGAGGAGAAACACAGACCUUUUGCCAAAUUCCUCGACAGGCGAACACAUCAUACUCAACACCCCCAGAAAACUGCACGCCUGUUUUGUGUAGCUCGGAUAAAAUUUCAAGCCCCACCUGCAAGUGCAUGCACCCGUACACUGGGAUGCUGUUUUUCCGGGCUCCAGCAUUUUCCGAUUAUGGGAACACGAGCCGUUUCAUCUCCCUUCAGCAGAAAUUGAUGUCCACUUUUCAGUCGAACGGACUUCCUGUAGACUCGGUUUCUUUGAGCAGCCCAAUGAGAGACUUAGACAACUACCUUGUGCUCAGUCUGCAAGUUUUCCCGUCUGGCCUCGAUUAUUUCAACCGCACGGGGAUUUCCAGAGUUGGGUUUAUUCUAAGCAAUCAAACUUUUAAGCCCCCACCUGAGUUCGGGCCCUUUUUCUUCCUUGCCAGCAGCUAUCAGUAUUUUGCAGGGCAGGGAGAGAGGUCACACAAGUCAUCAAGCACUGGUGUUAUUGUAGGUGCAACUGUUGGUGGUGCUGUCCUCUUUUUGCUGUUAGUGAUUGCCGGAGUUUAUGCUUUCCGCCAAAAGAGACGAGCAGAAUCAGCUGCUAAAAAGAGUGAUCCUUUUGCGGCGUGGGACCCAAAUACAAACAGCGGUGGAGUUCCUCAGUUGAAAGGCGCAAAAUGUUUCUUGUUCGAGGAACUUAAGCAAAGCACGAAUAACUUCUCGGAGGCCAAUGAUAUUGGAGAGGGUGGCUAUGGGAAGGUGUAUAGAGGAAUACUUUCGAACGGGAAGCUGGUUGCCAUUAAAAGAGCCCAGCAAGGGUCGAUGCAGGGCAAGCUGGAGUUCAAGACUGAGAUCGAGCUCCUCUCGAGGGUCCACCACAAGAACCUCGUCAGCCUAGUUGGAUUUUGUUUUGAGCAGGGUGAACAAAUGCUGGUUUACGAGUACAUUGCAAACGGCACGCUUAGGGACAGUCUUUCAGGAAGGACAGGGAUCAGAUUAGACUGGAUGAGGAGACUUAAAAUAGCUCUUGGAUCAGCUCGGGGCUUGCAAUAUCUUCAUGACCUUGCCGAUCCUCCCAUCAUACACCGAGACAUCAAAUCCAACAAUAUCCUAUUGGACGAUCGCCUUAAUGCCAAAGUAGCAGAUUUCGGCCUCUCUAAGCCGAUGGGUGACUCCGGAAGGGACCACAUUACAACCCAAGUUAAAGGCACAAUGGGAUACAUGGAUCCUGAGUACUACAUGACCCAACAACUAACCGAAAAGAGUGACGUUUACAGUUUCGGGGUAGUCCUUCUAGAACUUCUGACCUCUAAAACUCCCAUCGAAAAGGGAAAAUACAUUGUUCGUGAGGUGAAGCAGGCAAUGGACGCGUCCAAGGAUCUGUACAAUCUCCAAAGCCUUUUCGACCCUGUAGUUGCUGCCAGCCUGUCGCCAGCAAGCGUUGAAAAACUUGUUGACCUGGCACUGGCGUGCGUCCAGGAGCUAGGGGUUCACCGGCCCACAAUGAGCGAGGUAGUUAAGGAUAUCGAGAAUAUUAUGAAAAUGGCCGGUCUGAAUCCUAAUGCUGAGUCGGCUUCGACCUCCGCAAGUUAUGAAGGGGCUAGCAAAAGUUUCGAGCACCCGUACAGUAAUGAGAGCCUGUUUGCUUACAGUGGGAAUUAUCCUCCUUCCAAUUUGGAGCCGAAAUAG
Striga hermonthica is the source of this 2949-nucleotide messenger RNA. Lineage: Eukaryota; Viridiplantae; Streptophyta; Magnoliopsida; Lamiales; Orobanchaceae. The record is from the annotation of a GenBank genome assembly.